UCGGAGCCUGGGCACAGCCCGGGAUCGAGCCGCCGUCCCCGGGGAGCCGCUCGCUUCCUUGGCCCGGGCCUCAGCGCAAGCCGGCUGGGGCCAUGGCAGCCGCCGAGUUCCCGGGCCGUCGCUGAGGAGCCGUUAAGCCGCCUGCCCUGGUCCGGCCCGCGCCGCCGCGGCCCAGGCUCCGCUCAAGUUUCCGCCCAGAAGCCGAGGCGACCGCGGGCCCCGAGCUCCCGGCUCGCCCGCUCGCCUGCUCUCCCGCUAUGUGGGGCCGUUUCCUGGCCCCGGAGGCUGGCGGCCGGGACAGCCCCGGCGGGGCCCGCAGCUUCCCCGCGGGCUCAGAUUAUUCAUCAGCAUGGUUACCUGGUAAUGAAUCAUUGUGGCAGGCCACAACUGUUCCAUCUAGCCAUCGAAAUAACCAUAUCAGGAGACACAGUAUAACUUCUGACAGUGGAGACACUGGCAUUGGCACUUCCUGUUCUGACAGUGUGGAAGAUCAUUCAACUUCAAGUGGCACACUAUCUUUUAAACCUAGUCGAUCAUUGGUUACUCUUCCCACUGCCCAUGUGAUGCCAUCUAACUCCAGUGCUUCAAUUUCCAAACACAGGGAAUCUGUAGCAUCAGAUGGCUCUAAGUGGACUACAAGCCUUAUGCAGACUCUGGGAGACCACAGUAGAGGGGAGCAGGACUCCUCACUAGACAUGAAGGACUUCAGGCCCCUACGGAAAUGGUCAUCUUUGUCCAAACUUACUGCCCCGGAUAACUGCAACCAGAGUGGCAUUGCAUACACGGAAGAGUUGAGAAAUGAUUUGGAAAAGACAGGGAAGGGCAAGAAUUUGCCACCUCACCUAAGGACCUUUGGGCCCAGUUGCUUACAUGACAGUAUGGAGAUGCUUAAGCUAGAAGACAAGGAAAUAAAUAAAAAGCGGUCAUCAACUCUGGACUGCAAGUAUAAAUUUGAGAGCUACAACAAAGAGGACACCAGAGCCUCCUCCUCUGCUCUCAGGAGACAAACCUUAGACAUGACUUACAGUGCCUUACCUGAGAGCAAGCCCAUUGUGACAGGCUCAGAGACUUUUGAGUCUCCCAAGUAUUUGAUGCUUGGCCAGCAGGCAGUCGGUGGAGUUCCCAUUCAACCUUCUGUGAGGACUCAGAUGUGGCUUACAGAGCAGUUACGAACAAACCCAUUGGAAGGCAGAACUACAGAAGAUUCUUACAGUUUAGCUCCUUGGCAACAGCCACAAAUUGAAGAGUUUCAGCAAGGAAGUGAAACACCAAUGCAGGUUUUGCCCGGAUCAUCUCGUCAGAGUUACUCACCUUCUGGCCUUCAGGAUUUCAGUAAGUGGGAAUCAGUGUUGAAAAUAAAGGAAGGACUUCUAAGGCAGAAGGAAAUUGUAAUUGAUAGGCAGAAGCAACAAAUUAACCAUCUACAUGAAAGGAUAAGGGAUAAUGAACUACGGGCACAACAUGCCAUGCUAGGACAUUAUGUAAAUUGUGAAGAAUCUUAUAUGAGCAGUUUGCAGCCACAGUAUGAGAACAGUCCAGUCCAGACUCCAUUUUCAGAGCAGUCAUUGUCCCAUCCCCAACAAGAAGAACUUGAACAAAAGCUAGCAUCUACUGAGAAAGAAGUUUUACAGCUCAAUGAGUUUCUCAAACAAAGAAUAAACCAAUUUAGUGAAGAGAAGAAGAAAUUGGAAGAAAAGCUGAAAACCAGAGAUAGAUACAUCAACAGCCUGAAAAAGAAAUGCCAGAAGGAAUCUGAGCAGAACAAAGAGAAGCAGAGAAGAAUUGAGACCUUGGAAAAAUACUUGGCAGAUCUUCCAACUCUAGAUGAUGUACAGAGUCAGAGUCUACAGCUGCAAGUUCUUGAAGAAAAAAACAAGAAUUUGCAAGAGACUUUGAUAGACACAGAGAAGAAGCUUGAGGAGAUUAAGAAGCAGUGUCAAGACAAAGAAAUGCAGCUAUUGUGCCAGAAGAAGAAGGAGAAGGAGCUGGUGACUUCUGUUCAGAGCUUACAACAAAAAGUAGAAAAAUGCCUUGAAGAUGGAAUCCGCCUUCCCAUGUUAGAUGCAAAGCAGCUUCAAAGUGAAAAUGAUAAUCUCAGAGAGCAGAAUGCAGCUGCUAGUAAGAUAAUAGAGAGCCAGCAGGAUGAAAUUAACAGAAUGAUUUUAGAAAUUCAGUCUAUGCAAGGGAAACUUUCUACAGAGAAAUUGACUACACAGAACAUGGUGGAAGAGCUAGGAAGGAAAGAAGGAAACCUCCAGAGAUUAACAGAUGCACUGCUCAAAAGCCAAAGACAGACAGGAGAGAUGUACUCUUUACUGGAUCAGGGCCAAGAAGGAGAGCAGUCUGGGCUGCCGACCAUCCGUUCUAAGUGGCCUCUCUUUGAUCUGACUGUGAUUGACCAGCUGUUCAAGGAAAUGUCCUAUUGUUUGUUUGACUUGAAAGCAUUGUGCAGUAUUCUUAAUCAACGAGCUCAGGGCAAGGAGCCUAACCUUUCAUUAUUACUGGGAAUCAGAUCAAUGAACUGUUCAGCUGAAGAGACUGAAAAUGACCACAGCCCAGAAGCACUCACUAAAAAGCUCUCAGAUGUGUGCCAGUUACGGAGGGACAUUGAUGAAUUAAGGACUACAAUAUCAGACCGCUAUGCUCAGGAUAUGGGAGACAACUGCGUUACCCAGUGAUCAAGCAUUGGUCCACAGCAACAAUGAUCCAUUGUGAAAUGCUGCUGUGUUAGACUCUUUUGUUUCUUUUUAGGACUUAUAAGGAAAGGUGAGACUUCUCGUGGCGCACUUCGGCUUUGUUGUUGUUCGGUUUGCUUUACUGAGGAAGUUUGAAGGGGCUGAUCAAAUCAGGCAAGCAAUCAUGUUACUAUUAAAAUGCGAUAAUGACUGCAAGAAAAAGAACAAAACAACCUGCAUUUUCAAACUACUGAUUGUAGGACCAAGCUGUGAACAGUGUUCUUCAGAUAAAGGCAUAGGAUUUCCUUAAUCCUAUCACUUUGUGUAUAUACAUGUGAGUGCUCAUGUACUCAUUCAUUCUCUCGCCUGAUCACUCUGUCUCUGUCUGUCUGUCUGUAUCUCUCUCUGUGUGUGUGUGUGUGUGUGUGUGUGUGUGUGUGUGUGUGUGUGUGUAUGCAUGUGCAUUUGCAAAUGCUUGGACUCUAUUCACACAGAAAUAGGAUUUCAGUGGUCAAAGCAGGGCUUUGAAAGGCACACACUGUCGGUUCUUCAUUUUGGAAUUUUAUAGGCAGACUGACUAGAUCCAAUAGCAGGGCAGUGGUUUUUUUUUUUUUUUUUUUUUUGGUUUUUCGAGACAGGGUUUCUCAGUAUUGUUUUCGAGGCUGUCAGUCCAGCCUGGCCUCGAACUCACAGAGAUCCGCCUGCCUCUGCCUCCCGAGUGCUGGGAUUAAAGGUAUGCGCCACCACCGCCCGGCCAGCAGGGCAGUGUUCUAAUGCAGAAGGACAGCAAACAAAAUCAUUAGUGCUUUACAAAGUGACUGUCGAGAUGGUAUGAUUGUUGUGAAGUUGGGCUGAUUUUAGCACUGAAGACAGCUAUUUCUUCCAGAGUGUUCAUAGAUUGUCUCAGCAGUGUGAAACUCUGAGUAAUUUAUAAAUAUGAAAAGUAAUUGCAAUUAAUUUAAGCAUACCCCUUACUAUUUGCAGUCUUUAUGAUACAUAUAUGUGUGUGUGUGUGUGUGUGUGUGUGUGUGUGUGUAAGCAGAGCCAUAUAAAAUUAAUAGGAGCCCUCUGAGGCCUUCAAUGACUAUUAUAAAAAGGCAGAUGAUAAAGUAAGUCUGGCAGAGUUGCUUUUUAUCUACAUUUCAGCAUUUACAUUAAACAGUUUCAUGCCUACUUUAACUUCUUUAAGAGAAAGCCAACUCAUUAUUCAUAUGCGAAUUAACAGCAGCAUAAAACCUAAGUCUCAAUGAUAUUUUAAUUUAUUUUAUUAGAUUUGUUACAUUACAGUUUGUCAUAGAGUAUGAUAUUGCUUAGGUUGGUUCAUCUGGGGCACAGGGUACUACUAUGAAAUACAUAGCCAUUUAAAUGUCAAAUAAUAUUGUAUCACUUUAUGUUUUAGAAAGGUUAUAUAUUUUAUUGCUGGCUGAGAAUUCAUUACAAUCAUUUGAAAACAGUCAAAGCUUUGCCCUUUAUAGGUUGGUUUUGUUUUCCUUCCUUCCUUCCUUCCUUCCUUCCUUCCUUCCUUCCUUCCUUCCUUCCUUCCUUCCCUCCCUCCCUCCCUCCCUCCCUCCCUCCCUCUCUCCCUCCCUUCCUCCCUUUCUUCCUUCUUAAUACAACCCAAUUUUCUUCAGGCAGGACUGCAUAGGUGGGAGAAUAAAGGGUGUGGAACCAGCAGGGUAGUACAGUUGGCUGAGAUCAGACACAUACCCAUUUUCUUGCUAAGCUUAGUGGGGUGUAAAGCUUCCUAGAAAAGAUUUUUCUUAAUCUCAACAAUGAAAACUUAGUGGGACUGGCCUUUGAGGAGACUGCCUAGGAACACACUCGGUUCAGAACAGGCCUUUAUUCUCCUGUCCACAGUCAUUUGAUACUUAUAUUUCAGUAGUUUGUUAUACUCCAUCAUAAUGACAGAUUUCCCUUCUAUUUAGUGCUAAAUCCACUCUACUCCUCUUGGGUCUGGCUACCAACAAAUCAGUGUGUUGAGGUGAAUACACACCCCAUCUCCCUAACUCCUAGAAGAUCUUUAAAGAUGUGUUCGUUGGGUUUUAAGGCAAUACUUGGAUGACAAAAAGAAAUUGUUGGUUGCAAAAAUAUAUGGAUUGCAAAAAGUAAUGUCUGUGCAGGUAGUCCUGAGCUGUGAAGUCAGGUGAUAGCAUCUAUAUGGGUCAACCACAGUGCAGCAAGUAACAGACUUACCUUCUCUUUGGCUAGAGUCCUCACCAUCCUAUCAUGAUUUCAGAAAUAAAGGCACCCAGAACUACAGCACUAUAUAGAGCAGCUCCCAAGUCCUAGUUUUUAGUUUUAUGUUUUGAGGUUUUAUAGUUAGUUUUUUAAAAUGAACAUAUUGUCAUGUAUUUUAAUAUGUAUAUAUAUGUAUAUAUACACAUACCUACAUAUAUAUACACAUAUAUACAUAUAUACAGAGAGACAUGCACACAUACCUUUUUUUCUGGCCACUUGCAAUGAAAUUUUUGUUUUGGCUAGUUUUCUAAAACUUAAAGAAUUUAAUUCACAUGUCUUAUUAGAAUAAGAAAGUUUUACCAAACUUUUACUGAUACAUUUCAGUUUCUAAAUUGUAUACUGUUAUUUAGAAGGCAUUUAGAGGUAAUAGAUUUUGAUUCAUAUUUUGAUAUAAUGGGAAACAAAUACUAAUCUCUUAACUGGAGUGUAGAGUUAAUGAAGAACUUUGAUAGUAAGUAGCCAGCUUUGGAGGGAAUUUUGAGGAAGAUGGACUAGUUGUGUUCUAGUUAGUCAGCAUUUAAUUUUUUAGAAACAUUUUCUUCCUUAAGACACACACUUGCUAGAAAAGUAAUAAUAUCACAUCACAUUGAAAACAGAAUUUACCAUUAGAAUAAGUAAGAUGGCAAACAUCAAAUCUGUAGUGUUUUAUCUCCAUUUUGAAGUAGGUUGUACAUGGAAGUUACAAAAUGACAUAAGCCUAAAAUAAACAGGAACUCAAAUUCUACAGUAAAUCUAUCUGUAAAUUUCCAUAUGUGAUGAACUUUCUUUUCAUUUAUGCUUUUGUGUAUAAAGUCUUUAUGCUCCUAGGAAGCAGUAUUUUAUUUUAGGUCUGUUCAAGCUGAAGCCCUUAGAACAUAGCCACAUAGAACAGAAGUAGACUAACAGAUACCACAGGAAAGACACCAGUUACCUAUGCAGAUAAAAGUAGCUGAAUCAAGGACAAAAUAAUGCACUGUCCUUGCAUUUGAUGUCAGAAAAAAUGACUUACACUUAAUGUAUUUUCAGUGACCUCUGAUAUUAAGAUUGUAAGUUUUGACUAGGUAAAUAUACAACAAUUUUAUUUUUAAGAGCAUGGUCCCUUUCAAUAUUUGGAACAAGAUUCACUGUUUAAUGUUAACAUUAUUAUAUCUUAGUGAUGGUUGUGGGGUUGUAAUUUUGUGAAAUUGAAUUUAACUUUCAGUACCUUGUUAGAAAAUUCAAGAGCUAGAGAACGUUGCUAAAAUGAAUAUUGGGCAGUUGGACUUAGAAGCUUGUGAGAAUAGUGUUCUUGUUUCAGACUCAGUAGGAAUUUCUGGCAGAUAUUUCUAAAGGGACUGUUUGAUUGGAGAAUUCUCUUUAUACCAGUAAUAGUUCACUGAGCAACAGGAGCUGAGCACUCGGGCUAUUUUGCACAGUACUGUUCAACUCUAGCAUGCUUCUGGUGUGGAUUGCUGGAGUUCUUGUCCAUAUUUCUGUCACUGGAUAUGUAAUUACAACGAUAGGCUGUUCUCUGAAUGAGCACACAUAGCAGAUGACAUUUGGAAUCACCAAUGACUCUUGCUUCUCUUUUGUUUCCAUUUCUGACAGUUCUUUUUAGUGUUCAGAAACCAAGAAAAACUGUCUCCUAUUUGGUAUAAAGAGUAAAAUUUUCAAGUUUACCCCCCAAACACAUUAAUGGUAAUUACUGUAUGAAUGUACCAUACAUUUAUUUAAUCAUGAAAGGAAAUGAUUUGAGAUUUCUUAUUUAAAUGAAAUAUUGAGUAUAAUAGAAUGUACUUUGAAAUCAAUAAGUCAUAGGCAACACUGUUGCAGCUGCAUACAGAGAAAACCUUUUGUGCCUUUUUGCCUGCAGUGUUUAUUUCUCUUACAUGAACUAUAAGAAUGUUGAUUAUUGCACCUUGUUCUUUGGUAAAUAGACUUAAGAAUUUUUCUAAAAUGAGCCAUUUCUUCUUAGAUGAUAGUUACCUUAGUAAGCGUGAGAGGAUGUAUCAUAUUUGGAUGUUUUUGAAGCCCAGCCUUUUCUUUGUAGAGAGCAGUAAAUUCCUCUAAAAUGUAUUCAUUUGUAUGUAUGUGUGUGUGUUUAUAUAUAUAUAUAUUAUAUAUGUAGUUAUUUAAAUACUUAAGUGUGAAGUUGACAUCAUGUUGCCGUGGUGACCAGAAGUGGUCAGGUGCUAGCUGGUCACAUUAAGAGCACAGCAGAGCAUGCAAAUCAGUCACUGACUGGUGGGUUUGUAAACUAGGUUCAGUGUUUGAACCACCAGAAUACCUCAUAUGUAAAUACAGUGUUCACAACUUACCUGAAAUACAGUUAUUGUAAAAAAAAAAAUGUGAAGCCACUGGCUGGCUUAUGCCUUCUGACUUUUUGUUUUUCCUCCUUUUUGGAAAGGAGUUAGUUUUGUUUUUGUUUUUAUAGGGUUUACAGCUAGAAAUUUGAAUGCCAAAGUUCUAUUUAUUAAACUAAGAAAAAAGUUUUCAAUGUUAAUGGCUAGUAUUUUUCCACUGGACUAUUGUUUGUUGAUGUUGAAAUUUGUAUUUACAGAGAAAUAAAUUUUUUACAAAAAUA
This is a messenger RNA of Mesocricetus auratus (golden hamster), 7455 nucleotides long. It is a transcript of the gene Cep85l, whose product is annotated as centrosomal protein 85 like. The transcript is spliced from 13 exons. Gene Ontology annotation, cellular component: centrosome. Bases 258 to 2678 code for a protein of 806 amino acids. NCBI's taxonomy places the organism in Eukaryota, Metazoa, Chordata, Mammalia, Rodentia, Cricetidae. The record is from RefSeq and is a predicted model, not a curated record.